AUGCGCGCAGUGCGCAAACGGAAGGAUCAGCAUCAGAGGCCGUUCACCUGCUCAGACUGUGGGAAGGGAUUCACAUUGUCAACUCACCUACUGAGACACCAGUCAGUUCACACUGGGGAGAGGCCGUUCACCUGCUCAGACUGUGGGAAAAGAUUCACUUUGUCAUCUCAACUUAAGGUACAUCAGCGGGUUCACACUGGGGAGAGGCCGUUCACUUGCUCAGACUGUGGGAAGGGAUUCACUCAGUCAUCCUACCUACAAGCACACCAGUCAGUUCACAUUGGGGAGAGGCCAUUCGCCUGCUCGGACUGUGGGAAAGGAUUCACUUCAUCAUCUCAAUUUAAGGUACAUCAGCGAGUUCACACUGGGGAGAGGCCGUUCACCUGCUCAGACUGUGGGAAAGGAUUCAGUUCAUCAUCUAACCUCAAAGUGCAUCAGCGAGUUCACACUGGGGUGAGGCCGUUCACCUGCUCAGAAUGUGGGAAGGGAUUCACUCAGUCAUCCAACCUACGGAGUCACCAGCGAAUUCACACUGGGGAGAAGCCAUUCAUCUGCUCAGACUGUGGGAAAGGAUUCAGUUCAUUAUCUAACCUUAAGGUGCAUCAGCGAGUUCACACUGGGGAGAGGCCGUUCACAUGCUCAGACUGUGGGAAAGAAUUCACUUCAACAUUCCAACUUAAGUUACAUCAGCGAGUUCACACUGGUGAGAGGCCGUUCAUCUGCUCAGAAUGUGGGAAAGGAUUCACUUCGUCAUCUAACCUUAAGCUACAUGAGCGAGGUCACAGUGGGGAGAGGCCAUUCACCUGCUCAGACUGUGGGAAGGGCUUCAGGUCGUCAUCUCACCUACUGAAACACCAAUUAGUACACACUGGUGAGAGGCCAUUCACCUGCUUGGACUGUGGGAAAAGAUUCACUCAGUCAUCCCACCUGCAAGCACAUCAGCGAGUUCACACUGGGGAGAGGCCGUUCACCUGCGCAGACUGUGGGAAAGGAUUCACUCAGUCAUCUACACUUAAGGUACAUCAGCGCGUUCACACAGGGGAGAGGCCGUUCACCUGCGCAGAGUGUGGGAAAGGAUUCACUUCGUCAUCUACACUUAAGUUACAUCAGCGAGUUCUAAAAGCUUCCAAAUAG
This is a messenger RNA of Hypanus sabinus (Atlantic stingray), 1134 nucleotides long. RefSeq names its product zinc finger protein 229-like. Bases 1 to 1134 code for a protein of 377 amino acids. Lineage: Eukaryota; Metazoa; Chordata; Chondrichthyes; Myliobatiformes; Dasyatidae. The transcript is spliced from 3 exons. Gene Ontology annotation, cellular component: nucleus. Gene Ontology annotation, biological process: regulation of transcription by RNA polymerase II; central nervous system development. The record is from RefSeq and is a predicted model, not a curated record. Gene Ontology annotation, molecular function: RNA polymerase II cis-regulatory region sequence-specific DNA binding; DNA-binding transcription factor activity, RNA polymerase II-specific.